Messenger RNA from Bufo bufo (common toad), 2527 nucleotides. RefSeq names its product gastrula zinc finger protein XlCGF26.1-like. NCBI's taxonomy places the organism in Eukaryota, Metazoa, Chordata, Amphibia, Anura, Bufonidae. The coding region runs from base 378 to 2030 and encodes 550 amino acids. The transcript is spliced from 6 exons. The record is from RefSeq and is a predicted model, not a curated record.
GUCCUGGAUGGAGGCAGUCUCUUAAGGGUGCUGUCAUGGGCUCAUGGAAAAACGAUUACCAGGAGAAGAUCUAAUUGAUAUUAAAGUUGAAGUCAUAGAGGGAGAAGAAGAGAUGUGUGUGGUGGGAGAUGAGCAGUGUAAGGAAGAGGAGAUUCCUGUAGAUACCAGCCCAGAUGGAUGCAGUAAGGGAAAUCCAUUAGAGAGAUGUCCUAGUCCUCUGUAUACCUGUCCAGAUAAUAAUCAUAAUGUCCCACAUGAUCAUCAGGUUUGUAUCAAGGAAGAGAUAAAUGAGGAAGAAGAGGCUCUACCUGUGGCCAUGAAUUACACAAACUCUAACUGAUGUCCCUACUGAUUACGGAUACAAAAGAAAAAUUUCCAUGCACAAAUCUACAGAAGAAACCAGCACCACCCAAAGUAUACAUCCUGGACUUUAUAAAGAACCUUCUCCUCAUACUGUUAAUGAUCAGAGGGCACACAUAGGCCAGUUCCCUUGCUCUGAACAUAGGAACUAUUUUUCCCAGAAGGGUGAUCGUUGUAAUCCCUUUAAGAUCCAUAAAGGCUUGAGGCCAUUUUCUUGUUCUCAGUGUCGGAGAUGCUUUACCUGCAAAUCAUCCCUUCUACAGCAUCAGAGAAUUCACACAGGAGAGAGGCCAUUUUCCUGUGGGGAAUGUGGAAAAUGUUUUACCAAGAAAUCGACUCUUGCUCAGCAUCAGAGAAUUCACAAAGGAGAGAAGAUAGUUUCCUGUCCAGAAUGUGGAAAAUGUUUUUGCAACAAAUCAAAUCUUGCUGACCAUCAGAGAACUCACACGGGGGAGAAACCAUUUUCAUGUUCGGAAUGUGGGAAGUGUUUUGCUCACAAAUCAAAUCUAAGUAGACAUGAGAGAAGUCACAUAGGGAAAAAACCAUUUUCUUGCUCUGAAUGUGGAAAAUGCUUUACCAAGAAAUAUCUUCUUGUUCAGCAUCAGAUCUGUCACACUGGAGAGGGUCAGUUUUCAUGUCCAGAAUGCGAAAAAUGUUUUUCCACAAAAUCAAGCCUUGUUGAACAUCAGAGGAGUCACACAGGGGAGAAGCCAUUUCCUUGUUCAGACUGUGGGAAACGUUUUGCCAACAAAUCAAAUCGUAAUAGGCAUGAAAGAAGUCACAAGGGAGAAAAGCCAUUUUCGUGUUCGGAAUGUGGGAAAAGUUUUACUAAGAGAUCAGGUCUUGUUCAGCAUCAGAGAAGUCACACAGGGGAAAAGCCAUUCAUGUGUUCAGAAUGUGAAAAAUGCUUUUCCACCAAAUUAAGUCUUGUUGAACAUCAGAGAAUUCACACAGGGGAGAAGCCAUUUUCAUGUAUAGAAUGUGGGGAAUGUUUUACCAAUAAAUCAAAACUAGUUAUACAUCAGAGAAGCCACACAGGGGAGAAGCCUUUUUUAUGUUUGAAAUGUGGGAAAUGUUUCACCAAGAAAUCAAAUCUUGACAAGCAUCAGAAAAUUCAUGCAGAGCAAAAACUAUUAUUUUGCUUGGAUUGUGGGCUUCAUUUCACAAAGAAAGCAGAACUUGUUGAACACUCUAGAAUUCACACAGGAGAUAGGCCGUUUUCAUGUGCAGAAUGUGGGAUAAGCUUUACCCGGAAAUCGGUUCUUGUUCAUCAUGAAAAAAGUCACACAGGAGAGAGGCCAUUUACAUGUUCUGAAUGUGGGAAAUGUUUUGCCCAUAAAUCAUAUCUUCUUCAGCAUGAGAGAAUUCACACAGGAGAGAAACCAUUUUCUUGUUUGGAAUGUGGGAAAUGUUUUACCAAAAGGUCAGGUCUUAUAAGACAUCGGGAGAUUCACACGGGAGGGAAGCUGUUUGAAUGCUUAGUGUGUGGCAAAUGUUUAACCCAGAAAUCAGGACUUGUCAGACAUCAGAGAACUCACACAGGGGAGAAGCCAUUUUUGUGUUCAGAAUGUGGCAGAUGUUUUACACAGAAAUCAAAUCUGGUUGAGCAUCUUAAAAUUCACACCCGAGUGGAAGACAGUAUUGAACCCGGUUGGGUUGGAUUAAUCUAAAUUUUUUAUUUGCACAUUUUACAAACCCUGUUUAUAAAACCAUUUUUCUUAUACCCUGUUGGGGAAUUCUGAGUUAAUAAAGGGGUGGGGGCAUCUCUAUUCAGGAUCCCCAUUUGUUGUCAAGAGACAAAGGGCAUGUUCACACUGAGUUUUUUCUGUGCUGAAAAAAAACAAACAGGGAAUUAAUUCAGGAUUCCUUGUGGAUUUUUGGAUGCAGUUUAUAUUCUGUGAGCGGUAGCUUUCUUUCCGGGGAUCAUCCUCACAAAUACCUUCGCAGACAACAGGUUUUCAUGUCCCAACUCGUGCUUUAUUGCGACACAAGCAGAAAACAAACGAUACAAAACAAAAUGAAAGCCUGCCCGGCUAGGCAAUACCUAAACACAGUAUAUCCGUGACUCACCUAAGUCACCGUUCACACACACGUGAACCCAUGCGGCUUUCCUCAGCCUAAUGUCAAUCAGCCUCCUGGCUGUUACCACACCGGUGUCUUUUGGGGG